Molecule: messenger RNA, 2415 nt
Organism: Haliotis rubra (blacklip abalone)
Lineage: Eukaryota; Metazoa; Mollusca; Gastropoda; Lepetellida; Haliotidae
Exons: 4
Coding region: 393-1298 (301 amino acids)
Source: RefSeq, a predicted model, not a curated record
AACAAGCCCGGACAUCUGUACUGUGAUGUCUAAAUCUGGGACAUGUGUAAAAAGGUACACGAAGUUCAAAUCAUAAUCAAGAAAACCAGCAUCUUGUCUUCAGCUACACACUGCACAUAUAUAGCCAUAUAUUUUCAUACAAUUCUCCAAAAUAUUACAAUUUCAAUAUAUUUUUGGUUAUAUUUGAUUUUCAUUUUGAUGGAAUUAUCAACUACGUAUACAGUACACAUAUUUCAUGAAGGCAGUCAUUGCUAUGUUGAACUCUAGUAAAUGUAUCAGUCUGGGCUACUAAACAGGGGUAUAUCUUUUAAACAUUUUUUCACUUACUAAAUUUAGUAAAUCCCAUUCACUCAAUUAUUCUUAUUUCAUAUUAUACUUGCAUCUACAUUCACAUGAGAAAGUGGAAUUGGUAUCUGCUAUAUUUGUGUAUUUCUUUCCCCAGUUUUGGAGGGCGCUGUUCCCACAUCGUGGGUUUGGUCAAGUCCCUGCAAGGACUGAAACUGCAUGAUUACACUCAUGUGCCACAGCUGCAGAGCUGCACCAGUUUGCCCCAGCAGUGGCACAAACCUAGGGGAAGGACCAUUACCCCAGUCCCCAUGAAUCAUAUCACUGUAGCAAGACCCACCCAGAACAGGAAGAGGAAGCCAGUGACUUGCCAAAUUGAUACUACAAAGAAAAUCCCAGUUGUCACAGAAACGGACAUGCAAGUCCUGAAGGACCAGGAACAUGCUCCAUUGAGCUACAUGGUACACCUGACUGCCCCCAAGGUUCAGACUCCAGUUGGAGACGUGCAGUUGGGAUCAUUCCUGUCUUACCAGACAAGAAAUAUCAAACCUGUCACAACACUGGCUCACACUCAAUGCAAAGUGGAAUCAUUCCCAAAGACAUCACCUAUCAAACUACCAACUGAGUUUCAGGUACUCAACGAUGGAUAUGCUGUGGCUGAUCCUGAACAAUUAGAGAGAGACACCAGGGGUCAGUCCUACAGUCUCCUCUGGAGGUCAUCCAGAUCAACGAGACUAACUGCUUCAAAUUUUGGAAAGAUUAUCAACAGAAAAAAAAGGCCAACUACUGCCUUCUUGGACACCUUAUUUCCUAAGGAGAAACAAACAAUAUAUGCCAAGCCUCUAGAGUAUGGCAAAAAACAUGAAAAUUCUGCUAAGUCCAAAUAUUUGGAAACAUUUCAGUCUGCCCAUAUGCAUGAUUGUGGCCUGAUUGUAAACCCUGAAUUCAGCUUUCUAGGAGCUACUCCUGAUGCAAAACUAUGCUGUACUGUUGGGACUGGCAUGUACAAAUGAUCAAUUCUUUCUGCAGAAAGAUCAAAGUGGAUCUAUACAUUUACUUAGGAAUCAUAUGCAUUAUGCGCAGAUUCAAGGUCAGCUUCUCAUUUCAGGUGCUGAUUUUUGUGAAUUUAUAGUGUACACUCAGAAAGAUUUACAUGUGGAAAGAGUGUAUCCUGACUUGCCAUUCGUGGCAAACAUGCUACAAAAACUCUGUCAGUUUUUUAAGGACUUUGCCAAACCUCACCUAGCUCAUGCUAUGUAAUAUGUUAUCAUUUCAUGAUAUACGCUCACAGUUGCACAGGAUACUUACAUGUUUGCUCUGUUUGGGUACUGGAACUUUGGCUGGAAGGCAGAUUAUCAUUUCCUCUGUUAUCUGUGUCAAUCAGUACACUGAAAGAUGUAAAAUGUAUUCCAUAUAAGGCCUUGUGAAACAUUUGCAGAUUGUAUUAUGUAACAUAUGUUAUAUUUUGGAUUACAGUUACAUGUUACAGUUUAACACAUUCUAAAUGGCUCUUUGUAUUCACAGAUUCUUUUAGUGUUGUAAAGGGAAAACUUGUACUAUGUAUUGCUUUCAGAGAACAACUGACUUGUCUACAGAUAUGGUAUAUAGGACAAUAUGCAAUGUUGCAAUACAACAUGUAUUAAUAUAAUGAUGUAAUGAUGGGCCAGACAUAUUUGCAUCCAAUAUUUGCAAAAGUGUAGCGUGAGGCAUUCCAUUUUGUCAUGCCACUGUUCAAGGCACCUGGGUAUAUUCAGUGCUGACAGAUGUGGGAUUACUUGAAGGGUUAAUGUGAGGUCAGACUGUGCAUAUUGUCCAUUUCAUUAAGUAAAUAGAAAGGACACAAAAAUUAAUGUAAUGUAACCAACAAAUGGUCAUGGUUACAAAUAAUUCUGAAAAACAAAACAAAUCAUGAUGUGACAAUCAUGUCAUUAAUGGUAUUGAUUGGUUGAUUGAAAGCAAGCAUAUUACCACCAGGUACUGUGAACGUCACCUGCAAAGAAAACAGAGAAACCACAAAGCAUCGCAUUCUCUAGACUAACGCUUAGUACCAAUAUAUAUAUAAUUUGAUAGUAACAAACAAACCCAUUUAAAUUGAAAAGGAGUCCCAGGGAGACCAGAGAUUCAGAACCU